GCACGAAUACACGGCACCAAUAAAAAUAAAAAACACCUCCAGGGAAAACACGCCUUCAUAUGGUUUGUUUUGUUUUGAAACAGCGCACAUUUUGUUGUCAGUUGCAGAAAACCCUUCUCUAUUCGGACGAAACCUGUGGUUAAGAUGAAGUCCUUGAAUUUGUUAUUUUUGCUUCUGCAUGGUGUUAAAGCAGCCACGGUGAACGCGACGGAGGGAGAUUCAGUCACUCUACACACAAAUCUUAAAACAAACCAACGAGACAGAAUCAGAUGGUAUUUUAAUGACACGCGCAUCGCUCAGAUCAGUGGAGAUCUCAGUUUUAUCUGCACGGAUGUUCAGUGUAAUGAAGGCACUGAGAGAUUCAGAGACAGACUGGAGCUGGAUCCUCAGACCGGAUCUCUGACCAUCACGAACACCAGAGCCGCAGACUCUGGACUUUAUCUUCAAGAGGCCGUAAUCGGGGGCAAAGUCAGCGAAGAGAUCUUCAGUGCCACCAUCACUGGUCAUCCUGCCGUAAAGCAAAUGAUGAGAAAGAUGAAGAAGGAGGGAGCAACCGACACUUUAGACAAUGGAGAGGUGAGAACCAGUGGAUCUGACGGCGGAGAUGAAGUCGGUGUUCAAUCGGCUGUGAAAACAUCAGCACUGGAUCAAAAUUCUGGAAACUUAGGAGUAACUGUUGGUGUAACCCUGUUGCUGUUCGUGGCUGUUGCUACUGUUGCUGCGAUUCUCUGUAAAAAGCAUGAACUACAAAGACAAAGUGGCAAAUGUACACGUGCUGAUGCAAAAUUCAGUGACGGACUGAUGCAGGAUGAGAAAAAUAUAUCGGAAGAAAUUUCAGGACAGGUUGGAAAGACACAGUUUGGAUUGCAAGACGAAUGCUCCACACAAACAGGGGUUACCCUGCAUGACGUCUCUGUUAAGUAAGGCCUUAUAGCUCCUAUGUAUUAUAGCUCUUGCAGAUUUGUUUUUUUAUUGUUAUUUUUGUGUGUCAAAUUUUGUACAAAGUUUGUGUGAUAGUAUGGGAUUUACUAAUACAGUUGCACUAUAUUUCAUACUUUUUAUUCAUAGAUUGAACAGAAUUUAGUUAAUGGGUAUUUAACAGUACACAUAAAAACUUAUUUACCGUGUCAUACUUCUAUGUCUUCCUGUCAGUGGAUGGCAGGAAUCUGUCUUUGUAUAAGCAUUUGAGAUAUCUUGGUGAUAUCUUGGAUAUAGUUAUAAAAUACAUCUCAAUUCUGUUCUCUUUAAAUAAAAGCCAACUUUCAAAAGAAGUGUUUAUAUGCCAGCAACUUUAAAACUGAAAAGGAAAAGGUUCAUCAACGCAGGUUGUUACCAUCUACAACAACUGUAAACUGGGCUAUUUAAUGUAUUCAGUAUAUUAUAAACUGAAAGUAAUCCUAAACUUUUUUUCAAUGAGAUUUUUCUACCCCGAAAUAAACACCAACUCCGAAUGUUAAUGCAUUCAGUUCAAACAUUACUGCUCAGAUAUUCAAAUAUUAUUUAAAAUAUCACUGUUAUUGUUCUUCCAGUUGCACACGAGACAAUUAACGCUUUCUGUAAAGGACAUCGAUAAGCACUCCAUUUUUUGAAUCAGUUUUUUUGUGACUAAUAACCGCUUUCUGAAUUCAAAAACAAAACUAAAAUUAACCCAUAACCGCAUAGGAAAGUUUUUUUAAUGCCGCUUGUUCAGCAGGUUUUUUGUUUUCGUUUUUGCAACCAAUUAAAAUGUCUGAAAUGUAUCAAACAUUCCACUAAGGUGUAAGAGUCACAAGUCACCGUUUGAAGGUGGAGUAUAUAGUGCGAGAAGAACGUAAAUCAGAAGUGCUCCGGUACACAAGGUGGCGCUGCUCCACUUUUUAUGCUUGUCACAUAGAAGACGACACUUGUCAAAACCAUUCAGACGCGUCUUCGAUUCCAAGCCCUGCAAUAGGGCGCAAACUCAAAUGCAAUAUGUUAAUGUGUUUCAAGUGUUUCCCCCCGUUUUUCUUUUCAGAUUCGUGAUUUUGUAUUGCUCUCUGAAGAUUGGCUUUAUGCGAAUGGAGAGUUUUCUCUGAUUUUGUACCGCUGUUGCGUGUGUAUUUUGGAGGGUGAGGGGUGGUAAAAAAUGUUUUAUGAAUAAAAUGUUCCCAAAAACGUU
This is a messenger RNA of Puntigrus tetrazona (Sumatra barb), 2137 nucleotides long. RefSeq lists its product as uncharacterized. The transcript has 6 exons. Bases 145 to 924 code for a protein of 259 amino acids. Lineage: Eukaryota; Metazoa; Chordata; Actinopteri; Cypriniformes; Cyprinidae. The record is from RefSeq and is a predicted model, not a curated record.